Messenger RNA from Gigantopelta aegis, 1916 nucleotides. RefSeq lists its product as uncharacterized. The transcript is spliced from 12 exons. NCBI's taxonomy places the organism in Eukaryota, Metazoa, Mollusca, Gastropoda, Neomphalida, Peltospiridae. Bases 231 to 1916 code for a protein of 561 amino acids. The record is from RefSeq and is a predicted model, not a curated record.
AAAGUAAUAAAGGAGGUUGUCAACACCAGUGUGAACCAAAAGAUUAUACAUUUCAUUGCACAUGUCCAUGGAACAAUGUACUAUGGCUUGAUGGAUUACAUUGUGUAAAAAAAGAUUCUGAUGUGAUCUUCACUUCGAAGGGAAAAAAUGUUGCGUCUAAGGCACAAGAUAUUUGUGAAGGUGCUCAGUCAACAUUAGCUACUAUUUUUAAUAUAGAGGAAUAUAAUAAAAUGAAGAAUUUUGAAGAUCAUUUUAUAGGUGUUUUGGAUGUGGACCAUGAUCAAAGCUACAGUCGAUGGAUAGAUGGGACAGAUGUUGUAUUUGAUCAAUUUAAUAAAACUCGUCGUUAUCCUGGUUCCAUUGGCCUUAUGUCUGGAAAAAGGUGGACCUUUAAGAACUCUAGUGAUGGCUCCCAAAUUUUAUGUCGUUCUGGAAAUGACCAUUUUUAUGUGUUUUCAAGCUUCUAUGGUGUAAAGGACUUUUCUUCAUCAGAACAUCUGGUGAAAAGAUCACUAGCGUCAGUGUUUGCCUUUGGUCCUGCACGGAGUCGCCGUGGUUCUAAGGCGUAUCUAACAAGUAAAUCGGGGGAUCCUUAUGGAUUGUUCUGGACUCCAAAACAUCCUCGUGAGAUGGGCAAGUUCUUGAAGGUGGAGCUCAAGCAGAUGAUUAGGGUAUCUGGUAUCUUUCUAAACAGCUACAAGUGUAAUAUUGGAACAAUACACUUCAGGUUCAAUCAUGCUCAGUACUCUGCUCCGGCAAACAGUGAAAAACUUCAGCCUGUUAGUCAGAUCUCUAAACACAAGACGCUGGAGCUGGAGCUUGAUGACUCUGCUGAUUGUUUUGGUUAUCAGUGGGACGUAGUUGGACAGUUGACAGAGAAACGUGUAAAUGCUUGUUUUUCGAGACCAUGUGACCACAUAUGCAUCACAAAUCGCGAAGGUUACAUCUGUAUAUGUAAAGAAAAUGAACACCUGUUUAUUGAUGGAAGGUCUUGUAUCAAAGAUGUUCCACCUCAGAGUAAGAGUCCUAAGCUAUUGGCUAUGAACUACCCUGUAGUUGGAAGUGACUUAGUGCUUCAUCCGAUGCCAGCUAUAUUUUAUGAGUUUUUUCCUCGGACAAUGGAUUACAGUAAAGCAGCUGACACUUGCAGAGAGUAUGGGGGAUAUCUGGCAUCCAUUCAUUCGAUUUUUGAGCAUAGAUUGAUGUACUCGGAUCUUAUGAGCCAUCCUACCUGCACUAAAUGGUUUCUAGGUCUAAAGGGAAAGUCUCUGAUGCACAGUGCCUGGCACGAUGGCUCCUGGGUUGACUUUGCACUGUUUGAGGGAACAGUGCCUGUAUAUACGGAUGAGGAGCAAGUGGUUUUCAUGGACCAGGAUCUAUUUUACAUGUGGAAUUAUGGUUCGGUUUCCACAACAGAAGCCUGUGCUGUGUGCCAGUAUAGAUCACGGGACUGUACUCGACCCAUCCUGAGAGGAGCACAUAAGAUCCCCGGUAGUGCAUGGAGCAGAGUAAAAGUUACUGAUGACCUAAUGGCCCAGAAUCUUGCAAAGUAUCUUCCACUUGACCUUGGUGACUUGAGCUAUUUCGAGUUUGCACAACUUAAUGUGCAUUUUGAGAUUAACCUUCAGCGACAGUUUAUCGUGUAUCUGUUGAAGUGCAGUGCAGUUAAGAAGUCUGCUGAAAGAGGUUUCCAAAUAUUAUAUACUAUGCAAACUACUCACAAACUGUUUGGACUCGUAAACAAAAAUUUUUACUUUUGUGGAUCUACUCCCUAUGGCAUAGCAACACAUAUUUUUAGACACCCGAUCAGAGCCUGGAUUGUAAGGAUACGUUUUCAAGCCGUACGUACACAACCUGUAGCACACAAACUGGAACUGUAUGGCUGUCCUUCUGCACCAUGUAAUGUACUUAAUUAA